GCAGAAGAUAUAGAUAUAUUUUUCAGCAUUUCUACACGUGCAUUCGAGACAACACAGUGACUCGUACGUGGCUGAGAGCCAGGCAAAGUACAGUCACAACAAAUGAGCUGGCGGAUUGUACACGUGUACAGAAGCCAUAAGGAAUAAAGAAGAAGAAGAUUAUCUGGCCAUUAAAUAAAACCAAUACUUGAAUUAGUUAUUAGCUGUCAUUUUGGCCACCACAGUUACCUUUUUCAAAAUACAAACAUUUUGCGUAUAUAUUUGUAGUUUGAAAAAGAACAUUUUGGUGGCCCAAGGCUCAGUAAAAGUUAUUCAAACAUUUGUAGUUUCAUUUAGAUGUUUAUGGACUCCCAGGAACACUUCAUGAUGUGGAAAACCUGGGAAUAUUUAUUGUUUUGCAAAAAAUAGUUGCAUUCACAAACUCAUUUUACAAGUGCCAAAAGCUGUCUGAAAAAGUUUUGAUAGUAAUAGAACCUCAUUCUCAAGAUUUGGCCUACAAAUGUUGGUUGAUAGUUUUCCUAUGAUACUCCUUCAUCCACUGUAAUCCAAAAUCUUAUAAGUUGACCAUCCAAAAUUGGAUGCAAAAUUCAAAGGAUAAUGGAUGUGUAGAGGAUAUUUAGAAAUUCGUAGUGUGGAUCUUGCAAUUUAAAUCCAUCCUGGAAGAUUGCAAAUUUUCAUCCUUCAACAUUUCUAGGUGUAGUGGGAACCUAUUCUAACAAUAUACUGACAAAUAUACUCAUAUAAUUAGUGCUGAUCAAAUUUUUGUUAUGCAGUCUUAUUUUUGUUCAAGGUACUUUGAGGGUGAAAAUAAACCAAGAAUCAAACACACCAAAAUGGGUUUGAUUUCUUUUGUGGGCAAUGAAGAAAGAAUGGUUGGAUCACAAGUUUUCGUCACUUUAGGAGAAGAUUUAACAUAUCUGGAUGCAAAGCACUGUGUCUUUGGAGAGGUUGUUGAGGGAUUGGAUGUAUUAGAUAUAAUUAAUGAAGUAAUUUGUGAUACAGAUGAUAGGCCAUACCAGGAUGUAAGGAUUACACAUACUGUGGUACUAGAUGAUCCAUACCCUGAUCCAAAGCAUUUACAGGUGCCCUCAAGGUCCCCAUCACCAAGUGCCGAGAGGCUGCAAGGGGGUCGAAUAGCUCCCGAUGAGGAGAUCAAUGAAGCUGAAGGAAAAACGACCCAGGAAAUAGCAGAAAUCAGGGCAGACCGCGAAGCUAAGGCUCGAGCUACUAUCCUGGAAAUGAUUGGUGACAUUCCAGAUGCUGAUAUUGCACCUCCAGAAAAUAUACUCUUCGUUUGUAAAUUGAAUCCAGUCACUACGGACGAGGAUCUGGAAAUCAUCUUCAACCGCUUCGGAAAAAUCAAGUCUUGCGAAGUGAUCAGGGAUAGAAAAACCGGGGAUUCUUUGCAAUAUGCUUUCAUCGAAUUUGAAGAGAAAAAGUCUUGCGAGGAUGCCUACUUUAAAAUGGAUAACAUUCUCAUUGAUGACAGGAGAAUUCAUGUGGAUUUUAGUCAAAGUGUUUCCAAGGUCAAGUGGCUUGGCAAAGGACGCGUUGCUCAUUUUGAUGAUAAGGGACGGAGAGUCAAUGAUGGAGACGUGAGUAUUGGUAAAGGCAACUACAAAGUCAAAGGUGGACGGAACGGUCAGUAUAAAAAUGAUGCAAGAAUGGAAACUGUACGGAAGGAAAAGUCCAGGUCUCCCCAAGAAAGGAAAAGGAAUAAAUCUCCUGCCAAUAAAGAUAGACGUCGUUCAAGAUCACCUAGAGAUAGCAAAAAAGAAUAUAGGAGUAUUAGAUCUCCUAGAAGUAACCAUAGAAAUUCUCCCAAGAGUUAUGAAAAUUAUAGAGGUCGAGAAAGGUAUAUCGAUAAAUAUGGCAGAAGUAAAACCUCUGAAAGGGAUUUUGAAAGAAAUAGGAGGUUUGAGUAUAGAGAUGAAAGGCAUUCAAGGUCAAGGUCAUCCAGUCAUAGGAGCAGAAAUGUUUCACCUCGAAGAGGAAGGUAUAAGGAAAACGAAAGUAUUCAGAAGAAAGCUAGAAGUAGAUCAACAGAACGUGUUAGGCAUAACAAGAAGGACAGCAGUAAAAGUAAGAAUUCCAGACCAGUUGAAAGAGGCAGCAGUAAAAUUAAACGACAAAUAUCGCCCGAAAUCGAAAACAAGUCUAAGAAAUCAAUAGAAAACAAAAAGUCUAGUUGCUCGUCGGUUUCUGAGUCUGAGGAAGAGCUUCAGAGGAAGAGAAAAAAUGAGCAGAUAGAUAGUGACAGUGAUAACUAUGUGGCAUCCAAAAAGAAUCACAAGAAAAAUAGGAAGAAGAAAUCUAUUUGCUCAGAUUCUUCAGAAGCUGAAGAAGAGGUAACUAAGAAGAAAAAGAGGAAUAGGCUGAAGAGUGACAGUGAUGAUAGUAUCCCAGUCAAUAAGAAGAAGCAUAAGAAGAAAAUGGAGAGCAAAAAGAAAGCUUCUAGUCGUUCAGAGUCGCAAUCAUCUGUGGACGAGGGAGUGAAAAGAAAUAAGAAAAAGGGUACGCAGCAUAAUAACAGUGAUGACAAGAUCUCAUCCAAUAAAAAACACAAGAAACCCACCAGGAAAAGCAAGAAGAAUACCUCUACUAGCUCAGAUUCAGAAACGUCAUCCUAAGAUGAGAAAGUAAAAAAUAAAAAAAUAAGAUGCGACAGUGCAGAUGAACAGAUUAGAAAAAAACACGGUGAAAAAGAGAAACUGCAUCAGUGUCUAGCCCAGUAAGCUAGAAAAACUUAUUAGUGCAUCUGUAAAUUCGAAAGUUUUUAAAUAUAUGAUUGAAGUACAAUUGUUCUUUUUUUACAUCUAAGGGGAGGGAUACGGCAAAAGAGGACGCCACUUGGUCUCCAGUUUGAAAACAUAUGUAACAUCCACAGAGGGCAAUCGAUUGUACAGUGUAGCCUAUAUGUAACUGACUGGUUUGUAUCUUGAAUAUUUGUGAAAUGAAAUAAAC
Molecule: messenger RNA, 2964 nt
Organism: Acanthoscelides obtectus
Lineage: Eukaryota; Metazoa; Arthropoda; Insecta; Coleoptera; Chrysomelidae
Source: the annotation of a GenBank genome assembly